AUGGCGCAACAGGAUACUCAGGUUAUGCGAAGGAAGCUGGUCAUCAUUGGCGACGGUGCUUGUGGAAAGACCAGUUUGCUCUCCGUCUUUACACUGGGUUACUUCCCAACGCGAUAUGUACCCACCGUCUUCGAGAACUAUGUUACCGACUGUCGCGUAGACGGCAAAUCAGUCCAGCUGGCUCUAUGGGAUACCGCAGGCCAAGAAGACUACGAACGACUACGGCCGCUGGCAUACAGCCAAGCUCACGUUAUCCUCAUUGCAUUUUCAGUUUCAAGUCCCGAUUCCCUACAUAAUAUCACUACCAAGUGGCACCCCGAAGUCCUCGAGCGCUGCCCGGGGGUCCCCAUAAUCCUCGUCGGCCUCAAGAAAGAUCUCCGCGACGACCCCGUAGCCCAAGAAGAGAUGCGCAAACGCAGCGAGAAAUUCCUCACCCCGGACGAAGGCGAAGAAGUCCGUAAGAGGAUCGGCGCCAAGAAAUACCUCGAGUGCUCGUCACUGACGGGCGAGGGCGUGGACGAUGUGUUCGAGGCGGCGACGAGGCAGAGCUUGUUGAGCGGGGACCGGAAAGAGAGGAGCGGAUGUUGCGUGAUACUAUAA
This is a messenger RNA of Zasmidium cellare ATCC 36951, 600 nucleotides long. RefSeq lists its product as uncharacterized. The transcript has 4 exons. The record is from RefSeq and is a predicted model, not a curated record. Gene Ontology annotation, molecular function: GTPase activity; GTP binding. Bases 1 to 600 code for a protein of 199 amino acids. NCBI's taxonomy places the organism in Eukaryota, Fungi, Ascomycota, Dothideomycetes, Mycosphaerellales, Mycosphaerellaceae. Gene Ontology annotation, biological process: small GTPase-mediated signal transduction.